UCAAUAUUAGGUCAAGUGUUAUCAGCAUUCUUGUAUAGGCCUGUUAUAACAAUCAUUAUUAAUGCAACAAGGCAAACUUCAUGAGUUCAGACUCUACAGUGUACAAGCUGAAAUUACAGAUCUGGGCGAGUUUAGUGUGCUACAUAAAUUAAGCUAGACUUUAGUUUGAAAUUAAACGCAACAGAGUGAAGGAGGAGUUGAAAUAUCAUCAUGAAUUUUUCAGCCACCAGCGACUAUAACAAAGAAGACGGCCAUUUUAUCCAGCAUGGCUUAACAAUGAGGAAUAUUAGUAAGCUAGCAUUCCAGCCCAGCGAUGAGGUACUGGACGUGGGUUGUGGAACCGGUAAUGUGACUAAAUACAUAGCCAAACAAGUCAAAAGAGUAACAGGUAUCGACCUUUCGGAAGAAAUGAUUGCUAAUGCUCGUACCAACAACUCAGCAACUAAUAUAAACUACGCUGUGUGGGACGCACAAACAGUUGGAGACAAUCCCGAAUGGCGGGAAACAUUCGACAAAGUCGUCAGCUUCUUGGCACUUAUGUGGAUUCCUGACCAACUUAAGGCACUGAGAGGCAUUUUGACGUGUCUAAAACCGGGAGGGGAAGCUCUCUUUAUUAGCGUCAAUCGAGAUGUGGUUUUGAAAGAGGGCAUGCAGUUCUUACAAAGUCACCCCACGUGGAAAGAUUACUUAAAGGAGUGUGUUUACUUAAUGCAUCCUUGGAACCGAUCAGUUGAAGAAACUAAGGAUGUAUUCCAUCAAUGUGGUUGGACGAAUGUUUGUUCUGAUCUUCAAGUAUCUGAUCCGGCACCAGAAAGCGUCAUCAAAUUGUUUUCCAAGACUGUGUUCGGACUAACUGCACAGAUCCCGGAUAUUCACCAGGAUGCCUUCCUCGACGACCUGUGGCACUGGAUGCUGUCAAGAUGGGAGGACAAAUCUCAAGUCGGACUUGUCCAACUACCCAACCAGGCAAACGUCAUCAAGGCUCGCAAACCAGUUGCAUGAACAUCUCAUAAUCCGGCUGAGACUUAAACGGGAACCAUGCCCAAACCUUAAACAGGUUUUGCAACAAUAUAACUGCGUACAAUAUUUAGUCAGUACACAAUACGUUUUUUUCUUGUCUAUUGUUGCUAUGCCUCUCUUGUUUUUAAUGUAUUCUACUUUACACAGGGAAGACAAAAUUUCAUUUUUUAUUUUAUCGCGACGGUCCAUAAACGUAACCGCGAGUCUAUACAGGGUAUACUACCGAUGAUGAUGGUAUAAAAUAAAAACGAUGAUGGUAUAAAAUAAAGUCAAAGUGUCAACAUAGUCAUUGUUAACCAAGCAGAAUGUAUUUAUUCAAGAAAAGAAAACUGAACACAAUUUGUCAUUUCUCUUCAUAUAACUUACAAUAAUAGUUUCUUUUUUUCACACAACAGAAAUAUGGAAAGAAUACUACACACGAACAAACAAAAAAUAUCUCAAACAAAAAAUAUCUUUUUGUAAUCAACGAAUUGUAUAAUUAUUCAAUCAACUUUUAAAAGUUGAUUUAUACUAUCAAAUCAUCUACGUAGAAAAAGAAAAUGUGACAUGGUACCUCGGUCAACACCAACACGAGCAAUGCAAGUUGUGUUCAACCGGUCACCAUUAUGAAAAAGACAAGAUGUAGAGAUUUGUAACUGUCCUGUACGGAGGUCAAAGUUUAUCAAAAAGAGUAUAAAACGCCAAUCCAACAAAACACUGCCAAACCGACCUUAAUCUGCCCCACAUAACAAUUAACAGAUGUUACUAUAUGUAUGUUCAGUAUGUACACCAAAGUCUGCUACCACCCCCAUCCACCCAUUAACAAGUAGGAGGUUCUAUUUAAACACUAUCAACAAAUCACAAUUAUGUUCAUUUCGUUUCGUUUGAGUUAAAGGGAUCCAGCCGUUAACGAUUUCAUUACAGUCAAUUAAAACAAAAAGGCGCCAAACCUCAAACGAAAAUUUAACAAGAAAAAAAAAGAGCACAGGGAGCAUUGUGUUUUAACUUUCUUAAGGGAAAACAGAACGCACUAUUUAUUCAUUUUCAAAAGUCUUCCGGACAUCAAAUUAUUGAAAUAACUGUCAAAGUUAUUCAUAUAAAUUCUAAUAUUAAGUAAGAUUGGGUAACCACAUCCUUACUAAGCGUAGCCUAUUGAGACCACUAUCAUUAACGCGAAACCACAAUAUACCCUUUGUACCGAUGACAUCACAGUUGUUUCCUGCCUUGACGUGUAAUAACCGAGUACUGCAUUUCUGACAGCUGGGCCCAAUUUUAUAGAGCUGCUUUAAAGCAGAAAAUAUUGCUGAACAAUAUUGUUGCUAAGCAGAAAUGAG
Messenger RNA from Asterias rubens (European starfish), 2333 nucleotides. RefSeq names its product demethylmenaquinone methyltransferase-like. The transcript is spliced from 5 exons. Lineage: Eukaryota; Metazoa; Echinodermata; Asteroidea; Forcipulatida; Asteriidae. Bases 211 to 1002 code for a protein of 263 amino acids. The record is from RefSeq and is a predicted model, not a curated record.